Messenger RNA from Cyprinus carpio (common carp), 2123 nucleotides. Its product is annotated as tetraspanin-15-like. NCBI's taxonomy places the organism in Eukaryota, Metazoa, Chordata, Actinopteri, Cypriniformes, Cyprinidae. Gene Ontology annotation, cellular component: membrane. The record is from RefSeq and is a predicted model, not a curated record.
CGCGUGCUCGGCUCACUCAGGUAGAAGAUACAAACAAACCAGGAAGUGUCUACUACGCGAACGUAUUUCGUGUUAUUUAUACGGUUUUAACAUGUCAAAUGAAGUCCGAUAUUGCGACAGGUGCUCGUACCUCUUUCUCAAGUUCUCGUUAAUCGUAUAUGCAACACUUUUCUGGCUCAUAGGGGGCUUUAUAUUGGCCAUUGGCAUUUAUGCAGAGGUGGAGAGACAACAGUACAAAACUCUGGAAGGAGUAUUCCUGGCUCCUGCCAUUAUCCUCAUUGUGCUCGGUGUGAUCAUGUUCAUCGUCUCCUUCAUCGGCGUUCUGGCAUCUCUCAGAGACAACUUGUGUCUUCUCAAAGUUUUUCUUUACAUGCUGGCACUCUGUCUCAUUUUGGAGCUUGUCAGUGGGAUUCUUGCUUUGAUCUUUAGGAGACAGACAGAAGACCUUCUCAACAAAAACAUCCGUAAAGGCAUGGUCAAUUACUAUGAUGACCUUGAUUUUAAAAACAUCAUGGACUUUGUUCAGAAAACGUUCAAAUGUUGUGGGGGAACUGACUUCACGGACUGGCAGGUGAACAUGUAUCAUAACUGCUCUGCUCCUGGUCCUCUAGCGUGUGCGGUGCCUUAUACCUGUUGUCAGAGCAAGCAUUCUGAAGUUGUUAAUACUUUGUGUGGAUACAAGGCCCUGGAAAAAGAGAGGCUAGAAAAUACAGAGUUGAUCUACAUCCGUGGUUGCACUAAUGCCGUCUUCAUUUGGUUCAUGGACAACUAUAAAAUCAUGGCCGGACUUCUUCUGGGCAUCUUGGUUCCUCAGUUUUUUGGUGUGAUCUUUACCUGGCUUUAUAUCACUCGUGUGGAAGAUGCCAUCGAGGAGUAUGGACACUAUAUGGAUGGUCUGCUGGACGGCGGAACCCAGAAGACCAAGUACCAAAGCAAGUGGGCCAAAUGCUGCAAAUGCAUGCCUUUAAUUGACUGAGUGCAAACUCCUAAAAAGCCUUAAAUUGGAAGGAAAAAAUAUUUAUGCAGAUACUAUCAUGUGCUGUGGGUGAAAUUAACUGUUUGUAGCUCUGCAAAACUCAACCAUGCUGUUACUUUUGUAAUAUCAGCCACAGACACACUGAUGCAAGCAAUUUUUGUACUGUCAAUAUCGUUUUCACAGUUACUCCCGGGAUUCAUUAUUUGAUCUGUCAGCUGAAAAUGGGUAGUUUCAGUGUCAAAAUUUACCGAUGCUAGGACUGACCUUCUGUCUCAGGACUAAAUCAGAUCUGAAGCAGUGUGUCAUGUUGACAGAGUCAGAAUGCCUUUAGAUUUAACACAGCUUAGUUGUGUUUGACAGGGAAACUGAUUUGAAAAUUGGCACCCUGUCAGUCUCAGGUAAGUCAAGGUUUCUUUUUCCAGUGCAAACAGUGUUCUCUUCUCUUAAGUGGACUUCUACCAUUAAAGUCUACGAAAACGGCAUUGUCUAAGAUGAGUAAUAGUAUAAAUCCUGUGUAAAAGCUCUGUAAAUCCAAUCCUUUAGUUCACCAUAUUUGCGGUAAAAUGGGCUGUUCCUCUUAAUUUUAAUAAAAUACUGCUUAUUAUGAGCUGAUUAUUUUGUAAUCUGGGAAUUUUAAUGUCUAUUGUUUACGUUGUGCUUCUCAUGAUAUUUUUAUUUUUUCUAGAUUCUUUUUCAAACUCAACAUAUUUCUGUCAGAGCUGCGUGUCUUCUAUAUCUUUUAAAGUAUUUUUUCCACUUUCUCUUUUUUUGUUGCCAAAUGGUGAUGGUUUUUAUAUUCUUCUCUAUUCUGUUGUCAGCUGUGUCUUUAAGCACAAAAAUAAUUCAAGUUAACUGCAUAUCUUGACCUGUUUUUUUUUUUUACAAUAAAUACAUAAGAUGGAUGUUUCUUGUCAUCAAAUGAUGGCAUAUUUAUUUAAAUGCACAAAAUAUUGCAUUCAUAUGUCAUUUUUCAUUGAAAGAUAUUGCAAACAAGCAGGUUGAAGUGAAUAAUAUUAAGCCUUAACGUUUUUCUGUUCUUUUUAAAAUGUGAUUUCAAUGACUGUCUUGACCUGACUGUUAAAGCUUGAGUAUUGCCCUGAGCACGGUGAGUGUCCUGCUGAAUGAAUGAAUAAAUGAUGUUUACAGA